Messenger RNA from Zalophus californianus (California sea lion), 892 nucleotides. Its product is annotated as 40S ribosomal protein S3a-like. NCBI's taxonomy places the organism in Eukaryota, Metazoa, Chordata, Mammalia, Carnivora, Otariidae. Gene Ontology annotation, cellular component: cytosol; ribosome. Gene Ontology annotation, molecular function: structural constituent of ribosome. The transcript has a single exon. The coding region runs from base 20 to 814 and encodes 264 amino acids. The record is from RefSeq and is a predicted model, not a curated record. Gene Ontology annotation, biological process: translation.
ACCGAGAACAGGCAGCGCCAUGGCAGUCGGCAAGAACAAGCGCCUUACGAAAGGCGGCAAAAAGGGAGCCAAGAAGAAAGUGGUUGAUCCAUUUUCUAAGAAAGAUUGGUAUGAUGUGAAAGCACCAGCUAUGUUCAAUAUAAGAAAUAUUGGAAAAACAUUAGUCACAAGAACUCAAGGAACCAAAAUCGCAUCUGAUGGCCUCAAGCGUCGGGUUUUUGAAGUGAGCCUUGCUGAUUUGCGGAAUAAUGAAGUUGCAUUUAGAAAAUUCAAGCUAAUUACUGAGGAUGUUCAGGGCAAAAACUGCCUGACUAAUUUCCAUGGCAUGGAUCUUACCCGUGACAAAAUGUGCUCCAUGGUCAAAAAAUGGCCGACCAUGAUCGAAGCUCAUGUUGAUGUCAAGACUACCGAUGGUUAUUUGCUUCAUCUAUUUUGUGCUGGUUUUACUAAAAAACGCAACAACCAGAUUCGGAAGACCUCUUAUGCUCAGCACCAACAGGUCGGUCAAAUUCGGAAAAAGAUGAUGGAAAUCAUGACCCGAGAGGUGCAAACAAAUGACUUGAAUGAAGUGGUCAAUAAAUUGAUUCCAGACAGCAUCGGAAAAGAUAUAGAAAAGGCUUGUCAGUCUAUUUAUCCACUUCAUGAUGUCUUCGUUAGAAAAGUAAAAAUGCUGAAGAAGCCCAAGUUUGAAUUGGGAAAGCUCAUGGAGCUUCAUGGUGAAGGUAGUAGUUCUGGAAAAGCUACUGGGGAUGAGACCGGUGCUAAAGUUGAACAAGCUGAUGGAUAUGAGCCACCAGUCCAAGAAUCUGUUUAAAAGUCAGACAUUUAAUGGUGACAAAUAAAAAAAUCGUAUUUGUGAUGUUUAAAAAAACAAAACAAAACAAAACAAAAA